GGAAGAAGUAAGAAGUAAAGGAAAGGCCUGCAGGCGCAAGAGCAGACAAGACCUUUGUACGGCAUUCGACCAUUCCUGCCCUUUUUGUCUUCAGACUCGACCUCGACCUCGGGAUCACGCCUUUGCCAUGUCGUCCUCAACCACCAACACCAUGGAGAUUGAGUCGAACGAUGUCAUUCGACUCAUUCAACAAUUCUUGAAGGAAAACAACCUCCUCAACUCCCUGGCCGCGCUCCAGGAAGAGACCACGGUUGCUCUUAACACCGUCGAGAGCGUCGAGGCAUUUUCGUCCGAGAUCUUGCAGGGCCAUUGGGAUAAUGUCCUACGCAUAGUCUCUCAGCUCAAGAUCCCCGACAAGAAACUGAUGGACCUUUACGAGCAGAUUGUGAUCGAACUAGUAGAGAUGCGGGAGAUUGGUACAGCGCGCACAUUGCUUCGCCAAACGACCCCUACACAAAUGCUCCGUGAACAGUUCCCCGAUCGAUACCUACAUCUGGAGCAUGUGCUUUCUCGGUCACAUUUCGAUGCCAAAGAGGCGUAUCCAAAUGGAGUCUCCAAGGAAAAACGGAGGCAGAUCAUUGCUCAGGCACUAUCGAGUGAGGUCACUGUGGUAGCGCCGUCCAGGCUAGUGACCCUGUUGGGACAGGCACUCAAAUUUCAGGAACAGCAGGGCAUGUUACCACCGGAUUCGGCGUACGAUCUCUUCAGAGGAACGGUUCCUGUGGCCCAAGCAGAAACGGAUGAUGUCCCCACAAAGUGCUACAACACCAUCAAGUUCCCCAAGAAGCAGCAUGCGGAAUGUGUGGCAUUCUCGCCCAACGGACAAUAUCUGGUCACAGGAAGCAUGGAUGGAUUCAUUGAGAUCUGGAACUAUCUUACUGCCAAGCUGAGAAAGGACCUUAAAUACCAGGCUGAGGAUAAUUUGAUGGCAAUGGAAUCGGCAGUUUUGUGCCUAGGGUUCAGUAGGGAUAGCGAGAUGUUGGCAUCAGGAGCACAGGAUGGAAGGAUCAAAGUAUGGAAGAUUCAGACAGGUCAAUGCCUUCGACGUUACUCUCCCGCUCAUCAAGCAGGUGUCACGUCCGUCUGCUUCUCACCCGAUGGGACCCAGGUCCUUAGUGCCUCAUUCGAUCUCACCGUCCGAUUGCAUGGAUUAAAGUCGGGCAAAAUGCUCAAGGAAUUCAGAGGCCAUACGUCCUUUGUAAACCAUGCGUCAUUCUCGCUCGAUGGCACACAAGUUAUGAGCUCUAGUUCAGACGGUACUAUCAAGAUUUGGGACUAUAGGACAGCCAACUGCUUAAAAUCAUUUAGCCCACACGAUGGUACAGGCACAAUGGCAGGAGUAGCAGGGUUGACGGUCAACUCUUGUGUCCCGUUCCCGAAGCCCAAUCAGAUUCUGGUCUGCAUGAAGUCGCCUACGGCGUAUUUGCUGACGAUGGAGGGGGAGCCGAUUCGCAAGUUCACAUCGCCCGACAGCCAAACAGAAGGGGCGACGAAGGACUUGACCGCCGCUGCAGCAGAAAGAGCAGCAGGAGGGGAAAAUGCCAAGAAGGAGGGACUAGGCGUACCAAUGACGGACUUUAUGGCCCUUAGUUUAUCGCCCCAGUCAGAGAUUGUGUAUUGUUUGGCAGAGAACAGCCAGGUGCAUUGCUAUUACUCGGACUCGGGGAAGCUGAUUAAAUCGAUCCCUGUGGCGGAAGGAGAGGUCAUUGGCAUGGCAUCACAUCCGUUCUCGAAUGUCCUCGCUAUCAACACCGUUGAUGGACGCGUUCUUUUGUGGAAGGCAUAGAUGUCUUAACAAAGUCCGAUAAUGAUUUUCUGCAGAGAUACGCGUUCAUGGCGUCCUGGGUUUGUUUGUUUGGCUGUUGAUGUCAAGCUCCCCGGCUCGGUUCGUCGAGCUGCAGGAUAAGGCUAUCCACAGCAUUGAAGAACCGCAAGCAUUCGUCGUUCUUUCUUGGUCUGAAGGAUGAAUAAAAAAAAUCAUCCCACUUUAUUUUUUUUCCCCUUUGCUUCUUUCCUUUCCUUCGCUUUUAUGCAGAGGAGACACUGCUAGUCUUUUUUUUUUAUGCGAAUGCUCG
This is a messenger RNA of Gamsiella multidivaricata, 2075 nucleotides long. Its product is annotated as WD40 repeat-containing protein SMU1-like protein. Bases 128 to 1786 code for a protein of 552 amino acids. Gene Ontology annotation, molecular function: protein binding. Gene Ontology annotation, cellular component: precatalytic spliceosome. Gene Ontology annotation, biological process: mRNA splicing, via spliceosome. The record is from RefSeq and is a predicted model, not a curated record. Lineage: Eukaryota; Fungi; Mortierellomycota; Mortierellomycetes; Mortierellales; Mortierellaceae. The transcript is spliced from 9 exons.